AAAUUCCCUUGUGCAAUCUUAUUUCCUUUGUGUGCAACUGCUAAACUCCUUCACCAGAACGGAGAAUCCUCCAGCGACCGAAGGGCACACUGGGAGAGGAGAAAAAGCACCACAUCGGCGCCCAAACCAGAUAAAACUUGGCGCUGGUGAGUUGGUGGAUCGGCCCUAAAUGGCGGCGGCUGACAUUGAUCAGCUGUGCUGAGAGAGGAAGGAACCCGAGACUCUACUAAAGGAAGGACCUGCUCGAUGAUCCUGCGAAGUACGUCAUGGCUUCAGCGUCCAUCCUCAAGUGGUUCCCGGGCACGCUGUACAACUCGGCGCUGAAUGUGGUUGUGAUGCAGUACAAGGCAGUGAGUCACGAGCUCAGGAUUUUCCCUCCGCCAGUGCACUUCGAUGUUCUCUAUAAGCUUUACAAAUGUGGGUGUUUGUUGGAGUUGCGUGGAGAACUCUGCGACCUGGAUGUUCUCACACGCAUGCUCAAGGUGGUGGACAAGAGGCAUCUCUUGCACCAUUGCUUCCAGGCCUUGAUGGACCAAGCACUUGCAGAUCACAGCACCAAAAUAUCCACAGUAUUAUCACAAACAUAUGUGCAAAGAUGUAACCAGGUGUCUUCUGAACAGCAGCAGAUAGAUAACUUAGUACUGCAAGGAUUGGCUGUAUCUUCAUUCCUUGCUGAGGCUGGCUGGCUCCCAGAUGCUGAGAACAUCCUGACAGCCUGCCAGGCACUUUUAGCUGACUCAGAAAUUCCUCAGCAAAUGACUCGCUCUCUUGAAUGCUGCCACAGACUUCUACAUGUGCAGAAUGGGUACUGCAGAUUUGAGGAAGCUGAAAGAACCUACAACCAAGCAAUGCAGUUGGUGAAGCGUUUACAGUCAGCUGGUGCCACUCCCAAUCUUUCCUCAUUAUAUUCAGAGUUUUCAACUUUGUACAUGCUAAGGUCAAACUAUGCUGAGGCAUAUAGCUGGAGUGUAAAAGCCCUUCAGGAGUUAGUUCCCAAUUUCCCCAAACCACCUCUCAUUGAUGUUUUAAGACAGUCAGCAAAGGCUUGUGUGCUCAAGCGUGAGUUUAAGAAGGCCGGGUUACUUAUCAAACAGGUAAGCAGAAUUUCCUUUUUGAUUUCUUCUUGCAUGUAAUUUUGGCUUUUAUUG
This is a messenger RNA of Penaeus vannamei (Pacific white shrimp), 1148 nucleotides long. The record is from RefSeq and is a predicted model, not a curated record. Lineage: Eukaryota; Metazoa; Arthropoda; Malacostraca; Decapoda; Penaeidae.